Molecule: messenger RNA, 644 nt
Organism: Teleopsis dalmanni
Lineage: Eukaryota; Metazoa; Arthropoda; Insecta; Diptera; Diopsidae
Exons: 4
Coding region: 82-567 (161 amino acids)
Source: RefSeq, a predicted model, not a curated record
GUAAAAGUCCUCAUAUUUUUCUUGUUGGUUGCCAUAACUGUAAGUUCCUCGCAUUAUAUCCAAAAUGAAAAUAGUGAACUGAUGGAUGGAUCUGAAAUAAAUGAAGCCAGUUUAAUACCAAAAGUACGCACGAAACGUGGCAUUUUUUGGGAUUUCUUUCAAAAAGUCAUCACCACUAAAAAUUUGGUUGUUGAUCAAUUUAUUGACACAAAAAACAGUUUAAAUGAAGUCUAUAAUAUGUUCAAUAGCGCAUUUAGUGAUCCUGCUCCGAUGAAACCUACAUUGCGUCCACCACCAACUACUGAAAGUUCCAAAUCCGAAUCUGAUGAAGAGAACACCACAGAAAUGUCAACAACUACGGAAAGGUACACCAUUUCUCGUUAUGAGUUUGGAAGAAUCCUAGGACGAAAUUUCCGUGGCUUACAGCGCUUAAUGAAAAUCGAACUCGAUGAUGCUUUUAAUCAAACGCAAUAUAACAUUGCAGAAUACAAAGCAGAAGCGAAGAAACAAUUCGCGAAUAGUUUACCCGUUGAAGCGAAGAACAAAAUUAUUAACCUCAAAGGAUGAGUCCCUUUCCGAAUAUUAUAAUUAAAUUAAUUUGUUUUGUUAAUUUUAUAUUACUUUAAAGUUAACAACUGCCAAUG